Molecule: messenger RNA, 2001 nt
Organism: Alosa sapidissima (American shad)
Lineage: Eukaryota; Metazoa; Chordata; Actinopteri; Clupeiformes; Clupeidae
Product: E3 ubiquitin-protein ligase TRIM39-like
Exons: 5
Coding region: 565-1263 (232 amino acids)
Source: RefSeq, a predicted model, not a curated record
UACACACACCACUGUCCCACGACCACGCUUGUGCCACACAACUUGGAUCAUAUGCAGUAUAAUGUGUCAGAUUCUCCUCUGAAGUGCAGUAAGGUAGACCAAAACGAGGCAAUGGGGUACACUAAUUAUAUCUUUAAUGAGUUCUCGCCACUUAUUGGUGAAUGCAUAGAACACAACAAUACUGGUUUGGGUACCCCAUGGCCUCGUUUUGGUUUACAAUGACCGCCGUGUGAAUAAGGUAAAUAGAGACACCCCAGUGAAAUGACUCUGCAAUAAAGUAUGCAAUCAUUACAGAAGGUGAUAGAGGUCAGACUGCAGCCCAUGCUGGAGAAGCAGAAGGCUUUUGAAGAACAGAGACUCAUCUAUGAACAAACAGAAGAUAAAAUUAGGACUCAGGCCAGUACACAGUGAAGCGGAUCAACAAAGGAUAUAAGAAGUUUGACCAGUUUCUACAAGAUGAAGUGACAGCCAAAAUAGCUGCACUGAGGGUGGAAGAGGAGCAGAAGAGUCAGAUGAUGGAGAAGAUUGAGGAGAUGAACAGAGAGAUCUCAUCUCUUUGACAAAAUGAGAGCCAUGGCAGAAAAUAUAAGAACUGAUGAUGUCACAUCCCUGCAUAAUAGCACAGCGGAAAGUUCUGAACCCGCACCCACAGCAGCACCAACACCCCAGUGCACACAGCAGGAUCUAGAGACGGUUCAGAUCAAUGUGGCAAAACACCUGGACAACCAGGAGGGCACACUCGUGAAGAAAAUGAUCCAAAAGAUUGCUCCUGUGGCUCUGGAUCCCAACACUGCACACCCAGAUCUCAUCCUGUCGGAAAAUCUGACCAGGAUGACAUAUGUUAAAAAUAACCCAAAGAGAUUUGAUAAGUACUGUACGGCAGUGCCCUGGGCUCUGUGGGCUUUAACUCAGGGACCCACAGCUGGGAUGUGGAGGUUGGAGAGAACUCAAUGUGAGUGUGAUGACAGAGGGUGUCUUGAGAGGAAGGGAGACUACAGCUUCAGGAGUGGACGGUGGUGUGUGUUGUAUGAUGGUGCUGUAUACGGAGCAUGUGCUCCUCCUCAUGCCCCCACUCUCCUCACAAUGAAGCAGAAACUCCAGAGGAUCAGAGUGCAGCUGGACUGGGACAGAGGAAAGGUGUUAUUCUCUGACCCUGAUAAUAACACACACCUAUACACUUUCACACACACUUUUACUGAGAGAGUGUUUCCAUACUUCAAUACUGACCGCACUCUAAGGAUCCUACCAGUGAGUCCUCAGUAACAGCAGAGCGGCACAGUUCUGCUUUGGGCACCCAAAUUGCCAGCAGCGGCACUGAUUACAGAUACAGAUAAUGGUGACACUGUGCACCCCUAGUACAGACACACACACACAGAUAUAGAUACAGAUAAUGGUGACACUGCACCCCUAGUACACACACACACACACACACACACAGAUACAGUUACAGAUAAUGGUGACACUGGGCACCCCUACAGACACACACACACACACAGAGAGAAAGAAACAGUUACAGAUAAUGGUAACCAGGGUUCUAAAUUAACACCCGCCAAAUGCGGGUUAAAAUUAAUUUUGGCGGGUGUUAAUAAAAACUUACUAGCCAGUUUGGCUGGUGAUGCAUGAGGCAUUACGUGCUCUCGGUCAUAUAUUCCCCCUGGCAGUAGGCCUACUUCCAACAUUUCCCAUGACCACUGUGCCGUAAUGCUACGUGAUACGCCCAUUGACUGGGAACUACCAAGGAACGACACAAGUGCGACUGCCUAGGGGCAGUAGUUCAACCGACCAAACUUUGCGUCCUUGUUUGCGAUUGAGAUUUCAAACUACCCUUUCUAGAAACACCAAAUCCAAGAACGAUGGAGCGAACUACCAAGGUUGCGACGCAAGUUAGCAAACGACACUUUCUAGAAACGAGCCCCUGGGCAGUUGCACUUGUGUCGUUCCUUGGUAGUUCCAGUUGGUGUCCGGAGCGCCUAACAAAAAAUCACAACCGCCUAACCAAAA